Messenger RNA from Branchiostoma floridae (Florida lancelet), 685 nucleotides. Its product is annotated as neuronal acetylcholine receptor subunit alpha-10-like. The record is from RefSeq and is a predicted model, not a curated record. Lineage: Eukaryota; Metazoa; Chordata; Leptocardii; Amphioxiformes; Branchiostomatidae. Gene Ontology annotation, molecular function: transmembrane signaling receptor activity; monoatomic ion channel activity; neurotransmitter receptor activity. The coding region runs from base 1 to 357 and encodes 118 amino acids. The transcript is spliced from 2 exons. Gene Ontology annotation, biological process: chemical synaptic transmission; regulation of membrane potential; monoatomic ion transmembrane transport. Gene Ontology annotation, cellular component: neuron projection; synapse; membrane.
AUGACCAUCCUGGGGUUCUACUUACCGCCCGAGGCCGGGGAGAGGGUCGGGCUCGGCAUCACCGUGCUGCUGUCUUUUACUGUGUUUCUGCUCAUGGUGUCGGACCUCAUGCCGCCUACGUCAUCAGCUGUACCGCUGAUUGUGUGUUACUAUGGCAUCACGAUCAUCAUGGUAAUGAUGGCCCUGUCCAUGACGGUCCUGGUGCUGAAGCUCCACUACACGGAUCCGGACACCCGCCCCGUACCGCCCUGGGUCCGGCGUCUCCUGCUGAGCGGAGUCGGUCGGGUUUUCUGCACUCCCUCAGGUCAGUACGGUGUAACUCCCCACCUGUUUGUUAUUUGUGUGUUUGUGCUAUGAUUUUUGUUGUUCGCGUCUUCAAGGCAGAAAAAAAAACAACUGUCGAACCCAGUAUGUCCCAUUGCAAUCAGCUGGAGAGUCUGUGCUUGUUUGUUUGCUUGCUUGUUUGUCUAUCGUUGUUUUUGUUUGUUUAUGCAGGUGCAGAGAAACCCCACCAAACAUCGAACCGAGUCUGUCCCACAGCAGUCAGCUAGAGAGUCCAGAGAGUUUGUUUCAGUUUUUUGCUUGUUUGUGCUACCGUCUGUUGUUGUUGUUUGUACUUGCAGGACCAGAGAAACCUCCACCAAACAUCGAAACCAGUCUGUCUCACUGCAGUCAGCUGGAAAGU